AGUGAAGUGACGUGCCGGAAACGGAUUUUGUUUAUUUGCUCUAUACCAGUGGUGGCGUCUCAGAUUAACAGGUUGGCGUUGCCAUUCGAAAUAUCUUAUUUAUGGUAAUAAAGAAAAAAAGAAAAGAAAAGAAAAAGAAUGGCCAACAUUUUGUCGUACAUAUAGAAAGCAUUUUUGGUAAACAGUAGAGACCUGGAGAGGGUCUGAAGAAAAAGAAAGGAUGAGUUUCAGAGAUGAUACAGAAGAUGCGAGGGGGGAUCUACGGAAACCAUUUCUACAUACAGGGAGUUGGUACCGGAUGGGCUCAAGGCAAUCCAGCAUGAUGGGCUCGUCUCAGGUCAUUCGUGAUAGCUCUGUCUCUGUUGUUGCUUGUGUAAUGAUCGUUGCUCUGGGUCCUAUUCAAUUUGGUUUCACUUCUGGUUAUUCCUCGCCAACUCAAACUGCGAUCACCGACGAUCUUGGACUUUCAGUCUCAGAGUUCUCUCUAUUUGGUUCCCUAUCGAAUGUGGGUGCUAUGGUCGGGGCUAUAGCUAGCGGUCAGAUUGCUGAGUACAUUGGACGAAAAGGGUCUUUAAUGAUUGCUGCUAUUCCUAAUAUUAUUGGGUGGCUUGCUAUAUCUUUUGCCAAAGAUACUUCUUUUCUCUACAUGGGAAGGUUAUUGGAAGGCUUUGGUGUAGGAAUUAUUUCAUACACGGUGCCUGUAUAUAUUGCGGAAAUAGCACCUCAAAACUUGAGAGGAGCUUUGGGUUCAGUGAAUCAGCUCUCUGUCACAAUUGGAAUCAUGCUGGCUUAUCUACUUGGACUUUUUGUUGAAUGGAGAAUACUUGCUGUUUUAGGAAUAUUACCAUGUACCAUUUUGAUACCUGGCCUGUUUUUCAUUCCAGAAUCUCCUCGGUGGCUGGCAAAAAUGGGUAUGACAGAAGAAUUUGAAACUUCUUUGCAAGUUCUUCGGGGGUUUGAUACUGAUAUUUCACUUGAAGUGCAUGAAAUUAAGAGGGCUGUAGCUUCAACAAGCAGAAGAACUACAAUCCGGUUUGCAGAACUCAAACUUAGAAGAUAUUGGCUCCCUCUUAUGAUUGGGAUUGGAUUACUUGUUUUGCAACAACUUAAUGGAAUUAAUGGUGUUCUAUUCUAUUCUAGUUCCAUUUUUGAAUCUGCUGGGCUUAAAAAUAGUAAUAUAGCUACAUUUGGGAUAGGUGCCAUUCAGGUGAUUGCAACCGGUGUAACUACAUGGUUGAUUGAUAAGGCAGGUCGCAGGCUUCUACUUAUUGUGUCCUCUUCUGGCAUGGCUCUUAGCCUCCUGCUAGUUUCAGUAUCAUUCUUUGUACAGGAUUUUGUAUCGGAUCAAUCUACUUUGUAUAGCAUUUUGGGGAUCUUAGCAGUAGUUGGAGUUGUGGGGAUGGUAGUUGCUUUCUCUUUGGGAAUGGGACCUAUUCCUUGGGUUAUAAUGUCUGAGAUUCUUCCAAUCAAUAUUAAGGGCCUUGCCGGAAGCAUAGCAACACUAGCUAAUUGGUUCAUGUCUUUUGUGAUUACUAUGACUGCAAACUUGCUUUUGAGUUGGAGUACUGGAGGAACGUUUGCCAUUUACAUGGUUGUGUGUGUUUUCACUAUUGUAUUUGCGAGUAUUUGGGUUCCAGAGACAAAAGGGAGAGGUUUAGAAGAAAUUCAAAGUUCCUUCAGAUGAGGUUUGUUGUUCUUAUUCAAAUGAAAUUCAUUUUUGUAAUCGAAAGAAACCAACUAUUGAUGUUUCCCAUUUGUAAUGAUCCUUGAGUAGCAUGAAUAAACCUGUGAAAGUUUUCUUAGAAUUAAAGAAACAUCUUUUCUCUACCA
This is a messenger RNA of Jatropha curcas, 1830 nucleotides long. RefSeq names its product sugar transporter ERD6-like 6. Gene Ontology annotation, cellular component: plant-type vacuole; membrane. Gene Ontology annotation, biological process: transmembrane transport; carbohydrate transport. Gene Ontology annotation, molecular function: sugar transmembrane transporter activity. The record is from RefSeq and is a predicted model, not a curated record. Lineage: Eukaryota; Viridiplantae; Streptophyta; Magnoliopsida; Malpighiales; Euphorbiaceae.